Nymphaea colorata (pocket water lily) is the source of this 4184-nucleotide messenger RNA. RefSeq lists its product as uncharacterized. The record is from RefSeq and is a predicted model, not a curated record. The transcript has 27 exons. Gene Ontology annotation, molecular function: carbohydrate binding. Gene Ontology annotation, cellular component: endoplasmic reticulum membrane. NCBI's taxonomy places the organism in Eukaryota, Viridiplantae, Streptophyta, Magnoliopsida, Nymphaeales, Nymphaeaceae. Bases 59 to 3649 code for a protein of 1196 amino acids.
GACAGUGGUCUUGAACACGGACGCCACGCGCGUUCGGUACGCAGCGAGCGCGUCCGAAAUGGGGAUUCGGAGGGCCAUCAUCUUCUUGAUCUUGAUCGUUUCUGCAACUUCGUCUUCUGCGGACUCGAUUAAUGGAUGCGGAGGGUUCGUCGAGGCGAGUGCGGCACUGCUUAAAUCCAGAAAGCAAUCUCAGUCGAAAUUGGAUUACUCUCAUAUUACGGUUGAGCUCCGAACAGUUGAUGGGCUAGUGAAAGAAAGCACUCAGUGUGCUCCAAAUGGUUAUUAUUUCAUUCCAGUUUAUGAUAAGGGUUCUUUUGUUGUCCAAAUUAAGGGACCUCAUGGAUGGUCAUGGGAGCCAGAUCAUGUUCCUGUUGUUAUUGACCAUAAUGGUUGCAAUGCAAAUGCAGACAUCAACUUUCAGUUCACAGGGUUUACGUUGUCUGGAAGAGUACAUGGAGCUGUUGGUGGAGAAAGUUGCCACGUAAGAAAUGGGGGUCCUUCCAAUGUCAAGGUUGAGCUUCUGUCAGUUGCAGAUGACAUUGUAUCUUCUGCACUGACAUCAUCAACAGGAGCUUAUGACUUCAAAAACAUAGUUCCAGGAAAAUACAAAUUGCGUGCUUCACAUCCUGAUUUAAAUAUUGAAGUGAGAGGUUCCUCACAGGUGGAGUUGGGCUUUGGGAAUGGUGUGAUAGACGAUAUCUUUUUUGUUCGUGGAUAUGAUAUAAAUGGCUUUGUUGUUUCUCAGGGAAAUCCAAUUUUGGGGGUGCAUUUGUAUCUAUACUCUAACGAUGUGUUGGAGUUGAACUGUCCUCAAGGUUCUGGUGAUGCUCCAUGGCAAAAGAAGGCCCUUUGCCAUGCUGUAUCUGAUUCAGAUGGAAGAUUCAGCUUCAGCUCAGUGCCUUGUGGAACCUAUGAACUUUUGCCCUUCUACAAGGGGGAGAACACAGUUUUCGAUGUCUCCCCCCCAUCUAUGAUGGUUUCUGUUGAGCAUAGUCACCUCACAAUUUUGCAGAAGUUCCAGGUUACUGGGUUUUCUGUUGGUGGCCGUGUUCUGGAUGGAAAUGGAGUUGGAGUUGAAGAUGUUAAAAUCAGUUUGGAUGGUCAAGAGAGGUCUUUGACAGACAAUUUGGGGAGAUACAAAUUGGAUCAGGUCACGUCUAGGCACUAUACUAUCAGUGCAGAGAAAGAACAUUACAAAUUCAAAAGUUUAGAUAAUCUAUUGGUGCUUCCAAACAUGGCAUCUGUUCCCGAUGUUGAAGCCACACAUUUUGAUGUUUGUGGCACCAUUAAGUUGAUUAAUAAUAAUUACAAGGCAAAGGUGGCUUUGACGCAUGGUCCGGAGAAUGCAAAGCCUCAAGUGAAACACAUAGAUGAAAAUGGACGCUUCUGUUUCAUGGUCCCACCAGGUGAAUAUCGAUUGUCUGCUAUUGCUGCAACAGUUGAAGAUGCUCCUAACCUUCAAUUCCUGCCGGCUUAUAUUGAUAUUAUUGUCAAGAGUCCUGUGCUUCAUAUAGAGUUUUCUCAGGCACAAGUCAACAUUCUUGGAGCCGUCAUAUGUAAAGAGCAAUGCAGCAAAUCAGUUUUUGUUUCACUGACAAGCUUACUUUCAAAAGAAAUGAGAACUGUAGUUUUGGGUGAUGGGAGUAGUGAAUUUGUAUUCCCAAAUGUCUUACCUGGAAAAUAUCGUCUUCAGGUGAAACACAAUUCUUCACAUCCAUCAUCAAAUGGUGAGGACAAUUGGUGUUGGGAGCACGACACCAUUGAAGUAGAUGUGGGUACUGAAGAUAAGAAGGGGGUGGUCUUUGUCCAGAAGGGUUUCUGGAUUGAUAUAAUAUCCACUCAUGAUGUUGACGCACAUAUCCUUUCACCUGAGGAACCACCAAUAAGUUUGUUAAUCAAGAAAGGCCCACAGCGGAUCUGUAUACAGUCUCAUGGUUUGCAUGAGCUGCAUCUUGGUGACUCAUGCAUUUCCUUUGGAAAUUCAACGUUGAAGUUUGAUACAUCAAUUCCAACUCAAAUAGUUAUUUCGGGACAAAAAUAUCUGGUGAAGGGAGCUAUCCAGUUUGAUGCCAAAUCAGUUCAUGAUUCAAAAAAGUUAGCUGAACGUAUCAUGAUAGAUGUGUAUGACAGGAAUAAUCAAGUUUUGGACACCAUUCGUGUGAAUCUUAUGCCUGAUGAAAAUGGUUCUAAGGACUCCCUCCUAUAUGAAUACUCUGUAUGGGCAAAUUAUGGUGAUGAGCUUGUAUUUGUUCCACGUGACUCAGGCGGCAUCCAAGAAAGGAAAUUUCUUUUUUACCCAAGAACACAACAGGUGGGUGUUGUCACUGAUGGUUGCCAAGCUCCUGUUGCACCAUUUGAUGGCCGAUUAGGGAUUUAUAUUGAAGGAUCCGUUUCCCCAGCUAUUUCUGGUGUUGACAUAAAAGUAGUUUCACUUGGUGAAAGCCAAAAUGCUCAACUACAAAAGGGUGAUCUAGUUCUUGAAACAAAAACAGGAUCAGAUGGCUCUUUCUCUGGGGGACCAUUAUAUGGUGAUACUUCUUACACUGUUGAGGCAUUCAAGCCUGGCUAUCACUUGAAACCGGUGGGGCAUUAUUCAUUUGCCUGCCAGAAGCUUAGUCGAAUAAAUGUGAAGAUAUACUCUGGAGAAGAACUUGCAGUGCACUUUCCCCCUGUUCUUUUAUCAUUAAGUGGAGAGGAUGGUUAUAGGAACAAUUCAGUUACUAAUGCUGGUGGAAUAUUCUCCUUUGAGGAUCUAUUUCCUGGAAGUUUCUAUCUGCGUCCACUGUUGAAGGAAUAUUCAUUUUCACCUGCAGCACAGGCAAUAGAUCUUGGUUCGGGUGAGUUCAAGGAGGUUAUUUUUCAUGCUACCCGUGUUGCAUACAGUGCUACAGGCACCGUUUCGCUUUUGUCUGGGCAGCCAAAGGAGGGUAUUCUUGUUGAAGCUAGAUCCCCUUCUAAAGGUUACUAUGAGGAGUCAACAACAGAUUCGUUUGGGCACUUCCGCCUGAGGGGUCUUAUCCCUAAUACCACGUACUUCCUAAAAGUAGUCUCCAAGGAAGAUUCAGGGACCAGGAUUGAACGUGCAUCUCCUGAUUCUGUCACAAUUGAGGUUGGAUCGGAGGAUAUAAAAGGUGUGGACUUUGUCGUCUUUGAAGAGCCUGAAACAACCAUCUUGAGUGGUCAUGUUGAGGGAAUAGAUCUUAUCGACUUGCAGCCUCAUAUCACUGUGCAAAUUAGAUCUGAAGACAAUCCCUCCAAGGCAGUUGCGGCACUACCUUUGCCUCUCUCUCACUAUUUUCAAGUGCGGGGCUUGCCUAAAAGCAAGCAUUUUGUGCAACUUAUUUUCGGUCAUUCAUCAAGUACUCGCAAGUUUGAAUCAGAGAUCUUAGAGGUUGACCUGACAAUGCAACCCCAGAUUCAUGUUGGUCCACUCAAGUAUAAAGUGUUGGAGUUGCAUCACAAACUGGAACCAACUCCAGCGCCUGUUUUCCCACUUAUUAUCGGAGUUUGCAUUAUUGCUCUCUUCAUCAGCAUGCCAAGGUUGAGAGACAUUUUAAAUUGGGCAGUAAAUAGUGCCUCUACUGCAUCUGUGACAUUUGUUGCAAAGAAGGAAACAAAGAAACCUGUAACAAGGAAGCGAGCAUACUAAUGGCUUUGAAGCAUGAGGAGGUGGUGUUGAUGGCGUUGACAUGAUCCAUGUUCAUUUGAGUAACACUGAUUGAAUUGUGUGGAUCUGAAGAGCCCAAUUAUUUUCUUCGAAGCUGUUUCAGAAUUUGGGUAGCGAACUGUAGGUUUUAGGUUCUUUGGCAGUAGCGGCAGGUCACUAGUGGUUGCGUUGUAGUCUUGUAGAGAUGAAUUUGAGGCGGCCUGGUUCUUUCAUUAAUGUAGAGCUUCAAGAGUGGAAGAUGUCAGUUUCAGCCACUGGCUUUAGUGUUGGAGGUGUAGUCGAGAGAAGCUUUGAUCAGAUAUAGCACGUGAAGGGUCCUGAUUUCAGUUAUGAUACAGCAGGUAAGAUAAAAGGCUGAUUAUCAAUUCUUUGGCCGGGUCAACGCCAGAUGCUGGAAAUUUUGUAUGAUGAGAAAACGUUAGUUCCGAUUGUUUUUGCGUGCUUUUAUAUAUUAUAUUAUAUUAUAUAUGUUUAUGACUUAUUUUUAAAGUUCAAACAUGUUUCUUUUUUCCUGUUC